AUAAACAAGAAUUUCUAUCUGUGUAAAAUACACGUUACCUACACGUAUAAGUUUGAAAGGAGGUCCAUUUUUGGCACCCAAUUUUGGUUUAGGAGCGAGCCCUUUUCUCUUACCUUUUUUUCUUUCUUUCUGAAUCUAUCCAUUCUUCAUCAUCUUCUAAUUUUUUUUUCAGAAUCUGGCAAUAAGCAAUACUAGUAGCUAUUCUCAAUUGAAUAAGCAACCCUGUAAAGUCAAUAAAGAUAGAGUGAUUUCAGCUGAAUGAACACACCCGUUUGUUAUCUCGUGUUGAAUUUGAGCAUUUUGGUCGGUUCUGGGAAUUUGAAUUCGAUAUUAACGUUCACUUGAGCUCAAUUGAGAUACGUUUUUUAUACUUUCUGGUGAAUUUGAAUUGUUUGGUCAUUUUUCGCGAUUGAAUUGAAUAAAGAUAUUAUUUGAGCUCAGCAAAGGUACUCUUUUGAUGUCUUGUCGAUCUUGGGAAGUUUGUACCCUAAAUUUGUGAUCUUUAUGUAAAAGAAUAUUAAUAGCAGUCUGCUUACUUUUCUACAUUGAUGGAUAAUUACAAUUCUCAAUCUCCAUCUCCCUAUGGGAGUUAUGGGUAUCCUUCUAUGCCACCAUCUUCAAAUCCACCAUACCCUCCUUCCAGCUCUGUUCAAUAUCCACCUCCAGCUUCUGGACAGUAUCCAUAUCCUCCAUACCCUCAUUAUCCUCCAUCAGGCACCGGAUAUGCCAUCCCUCAUACUUAUGGAUAUCCACCAGCAUCAUCGGCACCAAGUGUACCUCCUCCUGGAGCACCACAUCCACGCCCUUUUGAAUAUGGAUACCUCUCCCCAUCACAUUCUGGCCAUCUUUCAUAUCCAUACCAGGGAUAUCCGGUUUAUUCCAAUCCAUCUCCUCAACAUCAGAGUCAUCCAUCUCACGUUAAUGAGGUGUCCAUACUCGAACGCCAAGACAGUUCACUAUCUGCGGCUGGAUCAUCAGCACAUUAUGAUCAUGGAGGUCACAAUGUUAGUUCCUAUCCCCCAGUUUAUCCUCCUAUUGAUGACCUGUUAGCCAGUGUGCACCUGUCAAACAAUAAACCAUCUGCUGCAUCUCAACCUCUAAACAACCCUUCUGCCCCCGCAUCUCCUCCUGCUCCUGCCACACAUUUGGACCCUAGUGUACCUCAGAAAUAUCAUUCAGGGCCACUACCAGUUACUACAAAGUAUAAUGAUCAAGGGACGAUAUAUGGUGUCCCAAAUCACUCCUUUUCUGGUGGUCGGAUUGAGACUCCUCCUUAUCCUUCUUCACCCAGCCCUAACAUCUAUGUUAGUAUACCUCAGAGCCCAAAUCUGCAGCUUGUGCCAGUUCCAUCUCCUAAAGGAUCGUUAAAAGUGCUGCUUUUGCAUGGAAAUUUGGAUAUAUGGAUCUAUGAAGCAAAACAUCUUCCAAAUAUGGACAUGUUCCACAAAACAUUAGGGGAUAUGUUUAACAGAUUACCUGGCAAUAUGAACACCAAGAUUGAAGGGCACAUGAACCAUAAGAUAACAAGCGAUCCCUAUGUCUCUAUUGCAGUAGCUGGUGCUACAGUUGGAAGGACAUAUGUAAUAAGCAAUAGCGAAAAUCCUGUGUGGAUGCAACAUUUCAAUGUACCAGUUGCUCAUCAUGCUGCUGAAGUUCACUUUGUGGUGAAGGAUAAUGAUGUAGUGGGAUCUCAGCUUAUUGGAACUGUCGCAAUUCCAGUGGAGCAUAUAUAUGGAGGAGGGAAAGUUGAAGGGCGUUUUCCAAUCCUUGGUAACAAUGGAAAGCCCUGCAAGGCUGGAGCUGUUUUGAGUGUUUCAAUACAAUAUACCCCAAUAGAGAAAUUGAGCAUUUAUCAUUAUGGAGUCGGAGCAGGUCCAGAGUAUAGCGGUGUUCCUGGUACAUACUUUCCGCUUAGAAAGGGAGGGACCGUUACUCUUUAUCAAGAUGCUCAUGUGCCUGAUGGAUACCUUCCAAAUCUGAAGCUAGAGAAUGGUAUGCAAUAUGCCCAUGGAAAGUGCUGGCAUGACAUAUUUGAUGCAAUUCGGCAAGCCCGUAGACUGAUAUACAUUACCGGAUGGUCAGUAUGGCACAACGUUAGACUGGUUAGAGAUGAAAGUUCUCUCGCUGGUUACACCUUGGGGGAGCUGCUGAAGUCAAAGUCACAGGAAGGAGUGAGAGUUCUGCUUCUUGUAUGGGACGACCCUACAUCAAGAAGCAUCCUCGGUUACAAAACAGAUGGAGUCAUGCAAACUCACGAUGAAGAAACUCGCCGUUUCUUUAAACACUCUUCUGUGCAAGUUCUACUUUGCCCACGUGUGGCUGGAAAACGUCACAGCUGGUACAAACAGAGGGAAGUUGGAGUAAUCUACACGCACCAUCAGAAGUCUGUGAUAGUAGAUGCUGAUGCUGGUAACAAUAGAAGAAGAAUCAUUUCUUUCAUUGGAGGACUUGACAUAUGUGAUGGGCGAUACGAUACUCCACAGCAUCCCAUAUUCAGAACUCUGCAAACAACUCAUGUGGAUGACUAUCAUAAUCCUACCUUUGCGGGGAAUGUGGCUGGUUGUCCUAGAGAAGCAUGGCAUGACAUGCACUGCAAAAUUGAUGGUCCGGCAGCAUAUGAUGUUCUUACAAACUUUGAAGAGCGCUGGAUGAAGGCGUCAAAGCCACAGGGCAUUAAGAAGUUGAAAGUAUCAUUUGACGAUUCUUUGCUUCGCUUGGAAAGGCUGCCAGACAUACUGGGGGCAUCUGAUACCCCCUGCAUUGUUGACAAUAAUCCUGAAUCUUGGCACGUUCAGAUUUUUCGAUCAAUUGAUUCAAAUUCUGUAAAACGCUUUCCAAAGGAUCCUAAAGAAGCUACACUGAAGAACUUGGUUUGUGGGAAGAAUGUACUUAUUGAUAUGAGCAUACAUACAGCAUAUGUAAAGGCCAUUCGUGCUGCCCAACAUUUCAUUUACAUCGAAAAUCAGUAUUUCAUUGGCUCCUCGUACAAUUGGGGUCAACAUAGGGACCUUGGUGCAAACAAUUUGAUUCCAAUGGAAAUUGCCCUUAAAAUUGCCAACAAGAUCAGGGCACAUGAGAGGUUUGCUGCAUAUAUUGUCAUCCCAAUGUGGCCAGAGGGCAAUCCAACUGGUGCUGCUACACAAAGGAUUCUAUUUUGGCAGCAUAAAACAAUGCAAAUGAUGUAUGAGACGAUCUACAAGGCGUUAGUGGAAGUUGGGCUGGAGGAUGCCUUCUCGCCACAAGAUUUUUUAAACUUUUAUUGCCUUGGAAAUCGAGAGGUUCUUGACACGAGUGAUGCAUCAAGCACUGAAAGUCAUGGUCCAGCAAACACUCCUCAGGCACUAAGUCGUAAAAGCCGAAGAUUCAUGAUUUAUGUGCAUUCGAAAGGUAUGAUAGUGGAUGAUGAAUAUAUUAUUAUAGGGUCUGCAAACAUUAAUCAGCGGUCCAUGGAGGGCAUGAGAGACACGGAGAUUGCAAUGGGUGCCUAUCAGCCUCACCAUACGUGGGCAAGAAAUCGGUCGAGUCCACAUGGACAGAUUUAUGGGUAUAGAAUGUCUCUGUGGGCUGAACAUCUUGGAGUUAUUGAGGAUUGCUUUACUCAACCGGAGUCUGUAGAAUGUGUCCGACGGGUUAAAACGAUGGGCGAAGCAAAUUGGAACCGAUAUGCUGCUCCAGAGGUAACAGAAAUGAGGGCGCACCUGCUGAAGUACCCUGUGGAAGUAGACCGGACAGGCAAGGUGAGGCCGCUUCCAGGACAUGAAAGUUUCCCGGAUGUCGGAGGCAACAUUGUGGGAUCAUUUCUUGCCAUUCAAGAAAAUCUUACCAUCUAAGUUCUCUCUUUGCUACAUAGAUCACAAUUUAUAGCCCCUUCCCCUUCUUAUUUAUCUCAAUUUGCGGCUCUGAUCACAUGCUGCUAUUCCAGUGGUUGGCAUGAGGUUGGGUAAAUUUUUGCAAGGUCUACACAACAAGGGUUUGGAAUGAUCACAAGGGCUGAUUUUGACAUGUUUUUCAAGCAAGACAUUGCUGCAUUUAGAUACUACUGUUUAGUGCAAUGUACAUAGAGUCGCUGUAUAGAUCUUCUUUUGCUAUGAUAUCUUAGGUAUGGCGCUUGUUGUAUUAACUCUUAUCUAGUUGUGCUUUUUAUAAUCUGCCUGCAAGUGAAGAAUUUUUCGUUUAA
Coffea eugenioides is the source of this 4177-nucleotide messenger RNA. RefSeq names its product phospholipase D gamma 1-like. Gene Ontology annotation, cellular component: plasma membrane. Lineage: Eukaryota; Viridiplantae; Streptophyta; Magnoliopsida; Gentianales; Rubiaceae. Gene Ontology annotation, molecular function: D-type glycerophospholipase activity. Bases 549 to 3830 code for a protein of 1093 amino acids. The record is from RefSeq and is a predicted model, not a curated record. Gene Ontology annotation, biological process: phospholipid catabolic process. The transcript is spliced from 11 exons.